Molecule: messenger RNA, 1792 nt
Organism: Aspergillus ibericus CBS 121593
Lineage: Eukaryota; Fungi; Ascomycota; Eurotiomycetes; Eurotiales; Aspergillaceae
Product: wax synthase family protein
Exons: 2
Coding region: 149-1423 (424 amino acids)
Source: RefSeq, a predicted model, not a curated record
CGAGCCUCGACUCUCUCUACUCACACUCUCUCCCAGUCUCCCCCAUCGCAGUCCUCUUCUUCGCCUAGAUCGCGUUGCUUUGGUGUGCUUCCUGCAUGUGGUUGCUACCUUCCGAGGUUUCUAUUCUGAGUCUCGGCUUGCACCCAAUAUGCUCACACUGCCCUUGUUGGUCGUGGCUUUAUUUUUGCAAGUCAAGUUCCCCUUGCUGCCGGGCCUGAGAGACUUCCUCUACGGCCUCAUCCUCCUCAGUGCGUGCAGCGCGAUUUUCUACCCACCCGACUCCAGGGACUUCAUCAGAUAUACCAAUGCAUUUCUCUCCACCUCCCUGCUCAUCCGCGCUGUGGAACUACUCGUUAUCCGGAACCUCAGCCACGUGAAGCGUCUGCAAAAGGUGUCUUAUUUAUCCUCUUCGCCAUUGUAUGCAUGGGAGCCUCUAUCACCUACACUGGGGCUAAAGCGCUUCCGCCAGGUCUGUGACCUAGCCAUCAAUCCCCGCGCCAUCGGCUGGAGCUACGGCUCUCCCAAGUACCAGCCGCCACUCCGUAAGGUUGAGGCCCCGGACGGUGCAAAUGGGUGCAUCCCCGAAUACCAGAACAUCGCUCUAGUGGCAGGCGGUGACCGCUUCUCAUUCCUGUCGAGCAAAGUCUGUAGGGCUGUCGUCGCCUAUGUCUUAAUAGACUCGUACCAGGCGGCCAUUGGGCGGAAUUAUCCUAGUGCCUGCGAGGGCGUAGCGGCAUUCCUGACUGGUGUGCUGGGCAUCCAAGCAACUUCAGCCACCAGCGAGAUGGUGAUGCAACUGUGCAUUCUCCCAACCGUUAGCUGGAUGAUAUCUUACGCCUUUGUCGAUGGGACCCAUGCCCUUGGGGGCGUGUUCUCAGUCGGUAUCCUGCGGAUCCUUUCUCCUCAGAUCGCCGGAGAACCAUGGAUGUACCCACCUGUAUUCGGCGCCAUGCGAUACAUGUUCACCUUUAGUUUACGAGACAUCUGGGGCAAGAUGUGGCACGACCUCUGCCGGCGGCCAUUUCUGGCCUUAUCCCUAGCUCUUAUCCCAGAAACAUGUCCAGUGGUAUUAAAGCGAUUCCUCGUCGUCUGUAUCUCCUUUGCCGUGUCCGGCAUAGUCCACUCUGCUGGGACUUAUGCCGUUUCGAAGGACUGGUUCGCCGUCGGCAUGAUGAUGUUCUUCUUUUGCAGCUUGCCUUUCUUCAUCGCCGUGCAGCAGAUUAUUUCCGAGCAACUUCUGCCGCGAACACUACCUCGCAACAGUAGCGUCUCUCGAUGCGUGAUCUGGCUUUUUGACGCAGCCUUCAUCAUGGCUUGGGGCCAUUACACCAGCCCCUGGUAUCUCAAAUAUAGCAAACUUCCCGAAGCUAUGGCGUCAAUUCCCCUGCCGUUCAGCUUGUGGAAGAUGUUGCUCAACGUCUAACACCUGUGACUAUAAGAGUUGUUUGAGUUCUCCGGUAGGCUCAAAUUAGAAGGACGGCGCCUAUUGUUUCACCAGAUACCUCACUUCAUUUGCAUUUAGUUUCGUAUAGAGCGAAGGAACGAUACCACACGCAUUAUAUUUCUGUCUGGGCUUGGUUUGAAGCGAUUCAUGUUAGAGGUCAUACGGGAAUACAUUUUCCCUGACUCGGGGAGUGAGGAAGCAUCUUGUUUCAUGUACCUACAUCGGUCCUGCUGCACAUACUGAAGGCACCGAUGUGUGUAUGAGAUCAGCCUAGAGGCGUCCACCAUUCUGUGCACUGCACAAUAUGUCUAUAAUUAUAUAAUGUCAAUAUCCCUGUCCACAUGCUAA